Theobroma umbraticum is the source of this 684-nucleotide messenger RNA. RefSeq names its product E3 ubiquitin-protein ligase SIRP1-like. Gene Ontology annotation, biological process: ubiquitin-dependent protein catabolic process. The record is from RefSeq and is a predicted model, not a curated record. Gene Ontology annotation, molecular function: ubiquitin protein ligase activity; zinc ion binding. NCBI's taxonomy places the organism in Eukaryota, Viridiplantae, Streptophyta, Magnoliopsida, Malvales, Malvaceae.
AUGAAUUUGAUACAAGAACUUGUGUUCCAGAAACGGGUACGCCUGUUUAAGUGGAACGUAAAAUCACCCAGCAAUCAGCACCAUGUUCUUCAAGGACAAAUCCUGUUUCUAAUCAAAAGUCGUUUCGUUUCCACUCCUGCUACUUCAAAUGUUAAAUCCUCCCACCCAAUUUCCUAUAGUUUCCCAUUCGACCUUGAAUGCUUGUCUUCUACGAAGGAUGUAGAAAAACUAGCUUAUGAAGCCGUGCUGAGCACACAACAGUUUCUUGAACAGAGAAAUAUCACAGCUUUGGCCAACAGCCUUUCAGGAUACCUUGGUUUUCAAGAUUAUGGCAUUGGUGAAGUUGAAGUUGGGGAUCGGUUCAGUGGUGAAGCUGAUACUACUGAUGAAGAAGAUAUCGUGCUGAGAUUGAGAAUCUUGUUGGGGGUGCCUGUGUUAUCUGUGUUGGAGCCAAUCGAUAUCUCUGAACCCUUGGGGUUGACACAAGUGCCUGGACUGGACUUGUUUGAACUAUGUGACGGAGGUGCAUUGGCGGAUCAGGGCACGUGUGCGAUCUGCUUGGAAGGGCUCUCCAUGGAUUCCUCUAGGAAGACGCCCUGCUCGCAUGUUUUUCAUGGGGGUUGCAUUGCCCAGUGGCUGUGGAGGAAAACAUCUUGCCCCCUGUGCCGAUCGCAACUAGCUUAG